This is a messenger RNA of Fulmarus glacialis (Northern fulmar), 780 nucleotides long. RefSeq names its product ribosomal protein S3A (gene RPS3A). The transcript has 5 exons. Gene Ontology annotation, molecular function: structural constituent of ribosome. Gene Ontology annotation, cellular component: cytosol; ribosome. Bases 52 to 735 code for a protein of 227 amino acids. NCBI's taxonomy places the organism in Eukaryota, Metazoa, Chordata, Aves, Procellariiformes, Procellariidae. The record is from RefSeq and is a predicted model, not a curated record. Gene Ontology annotation, biological process: translation.
AGGGUUGAUCCUUUCUCCAAAAAGGACUGGUAUGAUGUCAAAGCACCAGCAAUGUUUAAUAUCCGAAACAUCGGAAAGACACUUGUCACCAGGACUCAAGGAACUAAAAUUGCCUCUGAUGGACUGAAGGGUCGUGUAUUUGAAGUGAGUCUGGCUGAUCUGCAGAAUGAUGAGGUUGCCUUCCGUAAAUUUAAACUGAUAACUGAGGAUGUUCAGGGCAAAAAUUGUCUGACCAACUUCCAUGGAAUGGACCUCACCCGGGAUAAAAUGUGCUCCAUGGUCAAAAAAUGGCAGACAAUGAUCGAAGCUCAUGUAGAUGUCAAAACCACUGAUGGUUACCUACUGCGCCUCUUCUGCGUGGGUUUUACAAAGAAGCGUAAUAACCAAAUCCGCAAGACCUCAUACGCCCAGCAUCAGCAGGUUCGACAGAUUCGCAAGAAGAUGAUGGAAAUCAUGACCCGAGAGGUCCAAACCAAUGACCUGAAAGAAGUUGUCAAUAAGCUGAUCCCAGACAGCAUUGGCAAAGACAUAGAGAAGGCGUGUCAGUCCAUUUACCCUCUUCACGAUGUCUAUGUCCGCAAGGUUAAGAUGCUGAAGAAGCCCAAGUUUGAAUUGGGCAAGCUGAUGGAACUGCAUGGUGAAGGUGGUGGUGCUGGAAAACCUUCUGGGGAUGAGGCAGGCACCAAAGUAGAGCGAGCUGAUGGAUAUGAGCCACCUGUGCAAGAGUCUGUCUGAAACUCAAAAUUGGUGGAAAAUAAAAGUUUUAAUAUACAGAACUAA